AUGUGGCGAGGUGACUUCAGCUUGUGGUUUUAUCUGGUAGAAAUCCUGCUUUUUGUCUUUGUUGUUCUCCUCCUGGUGUGUUGGUUACAAGAAAAGGAUCCUCCGAGCUUUCCUCCAGGACCACCAGCUUUUCCGAUUUUGGGGAACAUCUUCAGUAUUGAAUACAGACAGCCUCAUAUUUACCUCACCAAGCUUGCUGAUGUUUACGGUAAUGUGUUCUGCAUUCGUCUGGGAAGACAUAAAACAGUGUUUGUGUCGGGGUGGAGGAUGGUGAAGGAGGCUUUAGUGACGCAGGCUGAAAACUUUGUGGAUCGACCGUACAGCCCCAUGGUGACUCGGAUUUAUUCAGGAAACUCAGCGGGACUCUUCUUCAGCAAUGGGAAGGUGUGGAGGAGACAGCGGCGUUUUGCCAUGGCCGUGUUACGCACCUCUGUUGUGGCCAAAAGCUCCGUGGAGGGGCGAGUCUGUGAGGAGAGUCGUUACCUGCAGGAGGCGAUGGGGACGAAGGAAGGCAAGGCCUUUGACCCUGUCCCAUGCUUGAACAAUGCAGUAUCCAACAUCAUCUGCCAAAUUGUGUUUGGGAGACGGUUUGACUACAAUGACUAUGACUUCCAGACCAUGCUGAAGAAUCUGACAAUCAUGGCCUAUCUGGAAGGCUCCAUCUGGGCUCUGCUUUACGAUGCAUUCCCAGCACUGAUGAAACGCCUGCCAGGCCCUCACAAUGGCAUCUUUGACAGUUCUAAAUGUCUAAGGGCUUGUAUCAGGAAAGAGAUCAAGAGACACAAGUUGAAUUUGGACCCAAGUAACCCUUCUGAUUACAUCGACAAGUUCCUUAUGGAGGAGAAACACAACAGAGAGACUGAUGUUGGCUUUGAGGAGGAGAACUUGGUUUUGUGCUGCCUGGAUCUGUUCCUGGCGGGCAGUGAGACCACGUCAAAGACUUUGCAGUGGGGACUUAUUUUCCUCAUUAUGAAUCCUCAUAUUCAAGAGAAAGUGCAGGCAGAGAUCAACAGAGUGAUUGGGCCGACCCGACAGCCCAGCAUGGCAGACAAACCCCACAUGCCGUACACAGAGGCCGUCAUCCACGAGAUCCAGAGGAUGGGCAACAUUGUUCCUCUGAAUGGACUUAGAGUGGCUUCCAGAGACACAAAACUGGAUGGUUACAUCAUCCCAAAGGGGACUACUGUGAUGCCCAACCUGACCUCUGUGCUCUUUGACAAGAAUGAAUGGGAAACUCCCAAUGUUUUCAACCCUGGACACUUCCUGGAUGAGGAGGGGAAGUUCAAAAGAAGGGAAGCAUUUUUACCUUUCUCUGCAGGAAAGCGUGCAUGUCUCGGUGAGAGCCUGGCAAAGACGGAGCUUUUUUUAUUCUUUGUUGGUUUGUGUCAGAGGUUUCACUUUUCCACUCUGGAUGGAGUUAAGCUCAGUGCAGAAGGAAUAACUGGAGCCACACGCUCACCAUACCCAUUUACGAUCAUUGCCAAACCCCAUUCUGAUGUGCAGCCUACAUCCAAUCAAGCAACUGCAGCAGAAAAGUAA
Nematolebias whitei (Rio pearlfish) is the source of this 1539-nucleotide messenger RNA. Its product is annotated as cytochrome P450 2J6-like. Bases 1 to 1539 code for a protein of 512 amino acids. Lineage: Eukaryota; Metazoa; Chordata; Actinopteri; Cyprinodontiformes; Rivulidae. Gene Ontology annotation, molecular function: heme binding; iron ion binding; oxidoreductase activity, acting on paired donors, with incorporation or reduction of molecular oxygen, reduced flavin or flavoprotein as one donor, and incorporation of one atom of oxygen. Gene Ontology annotation, cellular component: cytoplasm; intracellular membrane-bounded organelle. The transcript has 9 exons. The record is from RefSeq and is a predicted model, not a curated record. Gene Ontology annotation, biological process: xenobiotic metabolic process.